CUCCACAGCCCCUGGGGGCUCCUGGCCCCCACCCCAGGCUGUGUCUGCCUUCAGAGGCACAAUCUGAUAGCCCAGGGCAGUGCUCGCGCCCAAUAUAAAGAUAAGGUGCGCCUCAGAUAUCAUGGCAAAGGCUCUAGUAGCCACAUUAAAAACUAAAAAGAAACAUGUGAAGAUAAUUUUAAGAACCUACAGCAGGCCCUUGAAUAAUGGCAUUUAACUCAACAGCACUUUGUAAUAACGUUGGUGAAGGAGGGGAAUGAAUCAAUUCCAGCUGCACCACUGUGUGGAGGAGUUUGCACGUUCUGCCCCGUGUGCGUGGGUUUUCGCCAGGGACUUCCAUUUCCUCCCACGCCCCAAAGAUGUGCAGGUGAGGUUAGCUGACAUGUCUGCACUGUCCCGGCCUGAGUGAGGGCGUGUGGUGUGAGCUUCCCUGUGAUGGAAGGGUGUCCUGUCGGGGGCGGGGGUCCUGCCUUGCACUGAGCUGCUGGGACGCUCUGGACACCCUGGACCUGAAUAAGCAGGCUAGAACAAUCAUCUUACUUGUUUUCAUUAAUCUGUCUUAAAAACAUAUGUAGCUCACAUUUAUAUCAAUGUUUAGUAUUGGAGGUAUUUGGGGUCUUUAUGUAGAAGUUUGGUGUUUUUAUGACCAGAAAUAUGCCAUAGGAACUUAACUCUUGCUUAUCUCAAUUAGCCCGUGUUCAAAUGGAUUGUGACACACCAUUUCACUUAAAGCUGCCACUUCCAAGAACCUGUCGAGGGUGUUAAGUGAGGAUUCUAUUGCCUUUAUCUUAACGUGCAGAAUGUCUUUAAUUCACCUUGUGGAGCUAGCCAUAUUUCAGGUGCUCAGUAGCAGGAUGUGGCCAGUGGCUACAGUAAUGGAUAGAACAGUCUAGUGAAUUCCAAGAGAAUCUGGUGUAACGUGAUCAUGUCACUAGGGUGAUUUGCUCCUCAGAGGACUUUUGAAAUGUCUAGAGAUGUGUUUGGUGUCACGGCUGGGAGGAGGGUGCCACUAGCACCUGGUGAGUAGGGGCCGGCAUUGCUGCUAGACAGCCCACACUGCGCGGACAGCCCCCACGAUAAAGACUUAGCCAGCCCCACGGGUCAGCAAUGUUGAAGUGGAGAAACACUGAAAUGGAUUUGCUUCCUAGGCCUAGGUCUCAACAUCGCUGGAACAAAGUGGCUCUUGCGUGGCAGGAAGGAGGGAGCCAUAGGGACAAGCGUCCCACCUGGAAGAACCCUGGUUGGGACUCACCAGAGCUUCAGAACAGCUGCUGGAGAACUCGGAACAGAGCGGGUCCGGAUUUGCUCCACCAGCAGCAGUCCUAGGUCACCUUGUCCAGAGGCAGCCAGACUUGGUGAUGUCCCCACAUCCAGAAGCCCAGGUGACAGCAGAAACUGGACCAGCCUGCAGAAGGUGGGAAGCUGGGGUUGAGAGCGAUGGGUGACUGUCUGGCUGCACAGGAAAAGCCACAGCCAUGGCCAAGGAAAUUGGUCUUCUUCUGAAAUAGCCCUCCAUUCUCUUCCUUCUUCCUUCUUCCUUCUUCCCAGAUCCUGAGCCAUUCUCAUAUCAUGUCCAUCACAUGUGGCACCCAGAGAUAUGCUGAAGCUUCCUUUAUCCUGAACAGAUACAAUCAAAAAAUGAUACUAUAGGAAGGGAUUUCUGUUUCCAACUCUUGAAACCUUAAAAGUGUCGAACCUGGGAUGUAUGUCCCCUGGUCGACAGGACAGAACUAGGAGCAAAGCACUGUGCUAUUCAUUCUGUCACAGCUGAUCCUUCAGUCUCCACACUCUCCGAGAGCAGCAGAGAAUGAAAAAGCCUCAGAAGUGUAUGCAGGCAUCAGUGUCAUUCAGGGACGUGACUGUGGAGUUCACCCAGGAGGAGUGGCAGCACAUGGGUCCUAUUCAAAGGACGCUUUACAGAGAUGUGACGCUGGAGAACUACAACAACCUCAUCGCAGUGGGGAACUGCCUUUUCAAACCAGAGGUCAUCUUCAAGUUGGAGCAAGGAGAAGAGCCUUGGUUCUUAGAGGAAGAAUUCUCAAAUCAAGGCCACCAAGUAUUAGAACAUUACAGAGAUGAUAACCUGAUCAAGAGGAACAAGAAAAUAAAAGACAAACAUUUGCAGCAAAUAACACUGAUCAAUAAUAAGCCUUUGACUAGAAAAGAAGAGGAAAUUUGGGGAAAACCAUUUAAUAUACACAUAGCUCCUGUUUUUUCAACAAAAAUGUCCUGUAAAUAUGUCUCAUGGGGAGUGAAUUUGCAAAAUAUUUCUCAAUAUGUCAUUAAUAGAACCUAUUCAACGACAAAAACAGGUUGCUGUAGUGUCUGUGAAAAUGUGCCUUUCAAACUUAACUUUGAGAGAACUCAUACUGGAGAUAAAUUUAUUGAAUGUAAUAAAAAUGGGAAAGCCCUCAUUUAGAAAGAAAAUUUUCUUGAGCAUCCAAAGUGUCAAAUUUUGGAGCAAGGUUCUGAAUAUAAUUCUGAAAAAUUCCAUGAUGAGGCUGCCUUUGUUACAUACAAGAGUAUUCACACAGGAGAAAAGUCCUGUAAAGAUGAUGGAUGUAGCAAAAAUUGUGAUAAACUCUUUGAUCAAAAAAGCACUGGAACAGGAGAGAAAUACUCUAAUCUUAAGCAGUGUGGGAAAUCCUUCUGUGAGAAGUCAGCUGUCAUGGAACACCAUAAAGUUAACGUGGCUGUGAAACACUAUGUAUAUAAUGCCAGUGAGAAUAAUUUCAACAGGAAUUCACAUCUCACUCAGUCUCAGAGAAUUGCCACAGAAGAGAAUGCAUUGGUAUAUAAUGAUAAAACACAAACUGGGGAUAAAUUCUUUCAAUAUCAUGAAAAUAGAAAAUCCUACCUGAUGUCAGCCCACAAAGUACGCCAAAGAACUCACUCCAACAUAAAAUCCUAUAAAUGUAAUGAAUGUGGGAAAUCCUUCUGUCAAAAAGGACAUCUCAUUCAACACCAGAGAACCCACACAGGAGAGAAACCAUUUGAAUGUAAUGAGUGUGGAAAAACUUUCUCCCAGAAGUCUCAUCUCAGUACACAUCAGAGAAUUCACACAGCAGAGAAACCCUAUAAGUGUAAUGAAUGUGGGAAAACAUUUGUCCAGAAAUCAACCCUCAGAGGACAUCAGAGAAUUCAUACAGGAGAGAAGCCCUAUGAAUGUAGUGAGUGUGGGAAAACUUUUGUUCAAAAGUCAACCCUCAGAGACCAUCAUAGAAUUCACACAGGGGAGAAAUCAUUUCGAUGUAAUGAAUGUGGUAAAACUUUUGGCCAGAAGUCAAACCUCAGGAUACAUCAGAGAAUUCAUGGUGGUGAGAAAACUUAUCAAUGUAAUGAAUGUGAAAAAUCUUUCUGGCGAAAAGACCAUCUCAUUCAACAUCAGAAAACACACACAGGAGAGAAACCAUUUAAUUGUAAUGAAUGUGGGAAAACUUUUGCCCGGACAUCAACCCUCCGUGUUCAUCAGAGAAUUCACACUGGGGAAAAACCAUUUAAAUGUAAUGAAUGUGGGAAAAAAUUUGUCCAGAAGGCAAUCCUUAGUGAUCAUCAUAGAAUUCACACAGGGGAGAAACCCUUUCAAUGUAAUAAAUGUGGGAAAACUUUUGGCCAGAAAUCAUACCUCAGAAUACAUCAGAGAACUCACAGCGAGAAGUCUUAUAAAUGUAAUGAAUAUGAAAAAUUGUAUAAGAAGUCAACCCUAAAUGUAGGCCACAGAAUUCAGGGAGGGAGAAAACCCUAUUGAUAUAGCAACUAAGGAAAAUCCUUCUGGCUAAAGACCAACCCAUUUGACAGUAGAAAAUUCACAUAGAAUGAAAACCAUAUAAAUAUGAAUGUAGGAAGAAUUUUGUCCAACAGGUAACCCUGAGAGUAUAUCAGAGAAUUCACACAAGCUACUAUGGAGAAAGCCCUUUUGAAUGCAGUCAUGCCCUAUUAGAACUCUCACAAUAACACAGGCUGGUAAUCUGUUCCCUAGUAAGAAUUUCAUUUUUUCCUCUAGGCACAUAGCUAAUCUAAAUUUCCCAGUCUCCCCUUCAUCUAAGUGGGACUUUGUGACUGGCUAGUGGAAUGUGGAUGCUCAUGUUGUAUGCCACAUCCAGUUCUGACAAAAUACUUCCCCAACAAGUGACCAGGCUGCUGUAAGGGUAACAUGGAGAUGACUUCCAGGCCAGCCUGGUAUGCUGUGGAUUAACAUGGCAUGGAACAAGAUGAAAGCCAGGGUGCCUGAAAUAUGUGGAACCAAAUUUUCUUCCACAUCUUUCCUUUUGAAGAUUUUGUGAGCAAGACUUGGGCUUGUAUUCUGUCGAGCACUUAUUUGUGCAGGUCUGUUUCUGCACAUAACUUAACCAUCCCAAUGCUGGAGAGCAGAAUACUACUGCGUAAGCCAAGCUUACAUCAGCCAGUGGGUACAGACCUUAUUAGAGAGUUGAUAUGUGAAGGGGUCCUUCAAAGAUCAUCAGAGAAUUCAUACAAAAGACAUCCUCUCAGUAUCAUGAGGUAAGAUCAUACCACCUGAUACUGGGCUUUGGAUGAAUCAAAAAAGUUGGAAGAUCUUAAAAAUUAGAUGAAUGGUGAGCAGCUAUCAUGUAGCUAAAGUAAACCUGGCUUGUUUAACAGAAUGAAGCCACUCUCCCUCCACACCUCCUGGCACUUUGCUCUACCCAAACCUCAGGUGCUUUAUGGGAAGAGGUUUUCCUGUCUCCAGUGGGGACUCAAGGCCUUUGGCAUACAUCCAGUUAUUCUGGGGAACUUCGAGGGAGGGGAAGGAAAGUGUUUAUGGUCCUAUAGGAUACAGGUACCCAAGUCAACAUCUUACCAGUUCCCAUGGAGUUGGGGGUACCUAGAUUUAGUUAUUGUCCUCAGGGCAGGGUUCACAGUAGGGAAGGAAAAUGAAUGUAACCUCAGUAAAUGGGCCAUUUGCACCAGUGCAAUGUACUGUGGUUACUUCUGUAUCUGGAAGUAUAGUCGAAAUUCAUGUAUCCCUGGCCAGUGUGGCUCAGUUGGUUGAGCAUCGUCCCAUCCACUGAGAGGUUGCCUGUUCGGUUCCCAUUUGGGGCACAUGCCUGGAUUGUGGGCUCGAUCCCCAGUAGGGAGCAUUCA
This is a messenger RNA of Myotis brandtii (Brandt's bat), 5103 nucleotides long. RefSeq names its product zinc finger protein 510-like. The record is from RefSeq and is a predicted model, not a curated record. Lineage: Eukaryota; Metazoa; Chordata; Mammalia; Chiroptera; Vespertilionidae. Gene Ontology annotation, molecular function: RNA polymerase II cis-regulatory region sequence-specific DNA binding; DNA-binding transcription factor activity, RNA polymerase II-specific. Gene Ontology annotation, biological process: regulation of transcription by RNA polymerase II.